GAACUUUUUCUUUCAAUCCUAACAGGAAGACUAUCUUCAAAUGUUAAAAUGAUUGGCAAAAUUCAAGUCAAAGGAAACAAAGAGAAUAAUCGAAAUUGUGGAGGAAUUUCAUAUCUCACUCAAGAGGAUGUGUUUUUGGGAACUCUGACAGUGAGAGAAACCAUUACAUACUCAGCUCAUUUGAGGGUUUCAAAUAAAAUGAGCAAAGAAGAGAUAGAGAAUCUAGUUCAGAAAACAAUAGAAGAAAUGGGAUUAGAACAUUGUGCUGAUAACAAGAUUGGAAAUUGGUAUUUUAGAGGGAUAAGUGGUGGUGAGAAGAAGAGAUUAAGGAUAGGUUUAGAGAUUUUAACACAACCCCAAAUCAUGCUUCUUGAUGAGCCAACCACAGGACUUGACAGUGCUUCUGCCUUCUUUGUGGUCUGUACUCUUAAAAACAUUGCUCAUAAUGGUAGGAUUGUUGUUUGUUCCAUUCACCAACCAAGUGGCUAUCUCUUUGAUCUUUUUGAUGAUUUGUAUCUCCUCUCUGGUGGAGAAGCUGUUUAUUUUGGAGAUGCAAAAUCAGCUGUCAAGUUCUUUGCAGAUGCUGGGUUUCCAUGUCCUACAAAAACAAACCCAACAGAUCACUUCCUUCGAUGUGUUAAUUCAGACUUUGACAAUGUGUCAACUUCAUCAUUUCUGCGUUCUAAUAAAACUUCUAUUUCUACAGAGGAAUCAGGAUCUACUUCACUGACCAAUAUGACCACACAAGAUAUGAAAGAAAUUCUCAUCCAUCAGUACAACAAUUCAGAAUAUGCAACACUUACAAGACAUAAUAUACAACAAAUUAACUCUAAAGAAGUGAUUGUGUUAUCAAACAAAAGCAAAUCAAGUUGGUGGAAGCAAUUGUACACAUUGACAGAUCGUUCAUUUGUAAACAUGAGAAGAGAUGUUGGAUACUAUUGGUUGAGGAUGGUAUUCUACUUGGGUGUAGCUGUAUGUACUGGAACUAUCUACUACAACAUCAAAACUUCAUAUUUGGAUAUCAUUGCAAGAGCCAAGUGUCAAGCUUUUGUUUAUGGCUUCAUGAUUUGUUUAUCCAAUGGAGGCUUACCUUCUUUCAUAGAAGAAAUCAAGGUUUACAACAGUGAAAGGAUAAAAAAUCACUAUGGAGCGGCAGUAGUAAUGAUAUCAAAUUUUAUUUCAUCAUUUCCAUUCUUGUUGGUGACUGCCAUAUCAACAGGGACAAUUAUAUAUGAAAUGGUGAAAUUACAUCCUGGAUUUUCUCACUAUUUCUAUUUUGUUCUUAACCUAUUUUGCUGCCUUUCUGUCAUAGAAACUCUCAUGAUGCUCGUCGCAUCUUUGGUUCCCAAUGUCCUCAUGGGAAUAGGGAUUGGAACUGGUCUAAUUGUGUUUAUGAUGAUGGCAUCUGAAAUCUUCAGACCUAUGUCUGAUAUUCCCAAGUUCUUCUGGCGCUAUCCGAUGUCUUAUAUCAGUUUUGCAUCUUGGGCAUUACAGGGUGUAUAUAAGAAUGACAUGAUUGGUAUAGAAUUCGAUCCAUUAGUAGCUGGAAAUCCAAAGCUGAAAGGUGAAAUAAUUCUCCAAACAAUGUUUGGAAUGCCUUUGGAUCAUUCCAAAUGGUGGGAUUUAGCAGCUCUUGUGUGUUUGUUAAUUUCACACAGAUUAAUAUUUUUCUUGAUCCUCAAAUAUAAAGACACCAUUUCACUACACUGUAAGCUAUAUUUUGACACAGUGGUCCACCAAAUUGGCAAUUUGAGCAGAACAUCUUCUUCAUCACUAAGUCAAAGUUUCAAUGUUGUAUCCAAGAAGAAAAUAAGUACUAGUAAAACUCUCCAUUCCUUAUCUUCCCAAAUGGAUCUUUCUUCUCCUAUGAGACCUAGUUAGUCAUCUUUUUGAAUCUUCCUAUAUUUUGUACUAUUGAACUACAAAGCAUGUAUGAAAAAAGUCUUCUAGUUCAAGAGGUUGGAUGCUUGAGUGUGUUAUUUUCUAAUUUUUUGAGUAAUAAACUCAACCUAAAAAAUGGUUUAAAAUGAC
Molecule: messenger RNA, 2031 nt
Organism: Cannabis sativa
Lineage: Eukaryota; Viridiplantae; Streptophyta; Magnoliopsida; Rosales; Cannabaceae
Product: ABC transporter G family member 15
Exons: 8
Coding region: 49-1881 (610 amino acids)
Cellular component (GO): membrane
Molecular function (GO): ATP binding; ATP hydrolysis activity; ABC-type transporter activity
Source: RefSeq, a predicted model, not a curated record